AUGACCCCGCCAAACCGACAGCGUAAUCCAGCUGUGACCUCUCGGCCUGGUCGCUUGAAACUGAGUGUACUUGAAGAUACUAUCAGGCAGGCUUCGGGUCGUUCACAGUCACCCGCGAGUCUCAGUCCUAUUUCCAAAGACCGAAUAAGGCGUCGAAGUAGUUCUUCUGUUGCCUCCCACGCUGUCGAAUCAGUCCGUCGACGUAGCAAAAGUGGAGGGCAGGUGAAUAAUUUGGGUUUCCCAGAUCAGUCCAUACUACCCCAACGUCAAACCUCACAGUCAUUUUCGCCUUUGGUUUCUCCGCAGGAAUCUUCACCAUUUCCCGCAUUUUCCUUUGACGAGUCCGCCAUUUUCACGGACGAUGAGCCGCCGAGCCAAGGACAAUCUCCUGUUGCACCUGUUGCACAGCCUUCCGGGCAUAACUCAAACUGGCAACUCACAGCACAGCCCCUUCAGACUCUUCCAAGAGCUCACUCAGCAAAAGUCAAGGACGGUCAAAUGAUUCGCAUCAAUCUCAAAACACAAACUACCGAAGUGCCUUGCAUCGCAAAAUGCUAUCUCAAUCGUUCGUCGAGCGUUGUCGAUAAUGAUUUUGCUCGUAACUGGGGCGUCAAGAUACAUCCCGUUCCCAAGACGAGAUGGAAAGAUGCCAGACACUGGUGCAUUCUGGACGUUGUUGAUGUAGAAACAGUUGGAAGUAUGCAACAGCAAUUGCGGAUUCGACUGGGGAAACUCUCGGAUCAGCGGUUCAGUGUUGAGCUGGGCAUUGAUGCACUCAAGUCUCUUCGCCUGGCUGAUGAAGUUGUGAGAAAGAUGGCUAACCCCAACGCAGAAGCAGUCUCGCCUCUCUCCAGAUCUGCACCUCCCAGCCAAUAUCCAUCGUGGGACGACAUCAGCCCUUCCUCUUACAUGCAGCCGCAGCAGCAGCAACAACAACUUCAAGAUACCCUUGGACAAUUCGUGUUUACAUCUCCGACACCACAGCAGUUCAACACUGGUCGUAACCGAGCGUUGACAGUGCCUUCGGGUAUACCAUCGAUCAGGGUAGAUACUUCUUUUGUCAAUCCACUGCCGGCCUCUAUGCCAAUUUGCGACUAUGGGUCUGGUGAAGACUCUAGUUCACCAUGGGAUGCUCUGUCUCUAGCAUCUCAGUCAUUUCAAGAUGAUGAUAGAAGCGUCUGGAGUCCAGCAAUUUCCGAGUGCGGCGGUCACUCCUCGUCUUACGAUACCUGUAUGAAGUGA
This is a messenger RNA of Fusarium pseudograminearum CS3096, 1242 nucleotides long. RefSeq lists its product as uncharacterized. The coding region runs from base 1 to 1242 and encodes 413 amino acids. The record is from RefSeq and is a predicted model, not a curated record. The transcript has 2 exons. Lineage: Eukaryota; Fungi; Ascomycota; Sordariomycetes; Hypocreales; Nectriaceae.